Molecule: messenger RNA, 2236 nt
Organism: Scophthalmus maximus (turbot)
Lineage: Eukaryota; Metazoa; Chordata; Actinopteri; Pleuronectiformes; Scophthalmidae
Product: pyruvate kinase PKM
Exons: 11
Coding region: 126-1766 (546 amino acids)
Biological process (GO): glycolytic process
Cellular component (GO): cytoplasm
Molecular function (GO): magnesium ion binding; potassium ion binding; pyruvate kinase activity
Source: RefSeq, a predicted model, not a curated record
CCUUAACGGUCACGCCCUAUGUCCCAUGUGUCACCGAGUGUUGGUCACACAGGAAAGUAGUUCCGGUCAGUCGGGGCAAUAAAAGUCCGUCGCUGCAGCGGAACCAGCGGCGCAUUCAUUGGUCCAUGCAAAGUUCUCCCAGCUGGUCUUAUCCCGCUGACACCGAUCCAGUCAUGUUGAAGACAAAGGAUACAAGCUCUUCCAUCAUCCACACCCAGCAGCUCCAUGCUGCCAUGGCGGACACCUUCAUUGAGCACAUGUGUCUGUUGGACAUCGACUCUGAACCCGCCGUGUCUCGCAACACUGGCAUCAUCUGCACAAUCGGACCCGUCACCCGAUCUGUGGACAAGUCCAAGGAAAUGAUCAAGGCUGGGAUGAACAUUGCAAGAAUGAACUUCUCUCACGGCACACAUGAAUACCAUGCUGAGACCAUCAAGAAUGUCCGUGAGGCAACAGAAAGCUUCGGUCCAGGAUCUGUCGACUACAGACCAGUGGCCAUCGCCCUGGACACCAAAGGACCAGAAAUCAGGACCGGGCUGAUCAAGGGCAGUGGCACAGCUGAAGUUGAGCUGAAGAAGGGUCAAACCAUCAAGCUCACUUUCGACGACCAGUACAUGGAUAAAUGUGAUGAGAAAGUUCUGUGGCUCGACUACAAGAACAUAACCAAGGUUGUGCAGACUGGAUCCCACAUCUACGUGGAUGAUGGUCUGAUUUCUCUGAUGGUCAAAGAAAUCGGCAACGACUACCUGAUGUGUGAGAUUGAGAAUGGCGGUAUGCUGGGCAGCAAGAAGGGUGUCAACCUGCCCGGAGCUGCUGUUGAUCUCCCCGCUGUGUCUGAGAAGGACAUUCAGGACCUGCAGUUUGGCGUGGAGCAGGGUGUUGACAUGGUCUUUGCUUCCUUCAUCCGCAAGGCCGCCGACGUUCAGGCCGUCAGGAAAGUGCUGGGCGAGAAGGGCAAGGACAUCAAGAUCAUCAGCAAGCUGGAGAACCACGAGGGUGUGCGCAGAUUUGAUGAGAUCCUGGAGGCUAGUGAUGGCAUCAUGGUUGCUCGUGGAGACCUGGGCAUUGAAAUCCCAACAGAGAAGGUCUUCAUCGCCCAGAAGAUGAUGACUGGCAAGUGCAACAGGGUUGGCAAGCCAAUCGUCUGCGCCACACAGAUGCUGGAGAGCAUGACCAAGAAACCCCGCCCUACUCGCGCUGAGGCCAGCGAUGUCGCCAACGCCGUGCUGGAUGGCAACGACUGCAUCAUGCUGAGUGGUGAGACUGCCAAGGGAGACUACCCCCUUGAGGCCGUGCGCACACAGCACAUGAUUGCCCGUGAAGCUGAGGCAGCCAUGUUCCACAGGCAGAUGUUCGAGGAGCUGCGUCGCACCUCCCAUCUGACCCGUGACCCCACAGAGUCUGUCGCGAUCGGCGCCGUGGAGGCUUCCUUCAAGUGCUGCGCAAGUGCCAUCAUUGUGCUCACCAAGUCUGGCAGGUCUGCUCACAUGCUGUCAAGGUACAGGCCCCGGGCUCCCAUCAUUGCCGUGACCCGCUCUGGCCAGACGGCCCGCCAGGCUCACCUGUACCGUGGCAUCUACCCCGUGCUCUACACCAAGCCCGCCAACGACGUCUGGGCUGAGGACGUCGAUCUGCGCGUGAACUUUGCCCUGGAAGCUGGCAAACACCGCAAUUUCUUCAAGUCUGGCGACGUCGCCAUCGUUGUGACCGGCUGGCGCCCGGGCUCCGGUUACACCAACACAAUGAGAGUUGUGCUGGUGCCUUGAGCUUCGUCAAAGGACAUUAGUAACCAUUCCCCCUCCCCUCUUCUGUAAACUGCCACUUUUCUUGUCUGUUGGUCCUUGUAUGCAGCAGAAAGUCAAAACCAGCCCGCCCCUUUCGAAGGACUUUCGAUGGUGUCAUUACAGAUAGAAACUCCAUGAUUCCUGUCAUCCAUAUGUGUAGUUUAUUGUCUAAACCCUGCUGCUGAGACUGAACCCAAAAGCCCUUUAGUGGAAGCUCCCUUGUCACGUGUGUGCCGACUCUAUUUGCAUGUUGAACAAAGUGAAGAUGAGUGUUUCAGUGCACGUAACUUAACUCGGAGUACACUUGUUGUUAUUUCCCUAGUUUAUGGUUUGCUUAUUGUGCAGGCGUCGUGAACAGUUGCAGAUGUUGUAUUUUCAUGCAGAACUGACAGUUGGUACAACGUGUCAUUGUGAACCUGGCAUCCAUCCAUUAAAAGGAAUUUUUGGGUCAA